This is a messenger RNA of Laccaria bicolor S238N-H82, 2313 nucleotides long. RefSeq names its product NUC153 and WD40 repeat-containing nucleolar rRNA processing-related protein. Gene Ontology annotation, biological process: maturation of SSU-rRNA from tricistronic rRNA transcript (SSU-rRNA, 5.8S rRNA, LSU-rRNA). Bases 1 to 2313 code for a protein of 770 amino acids. Gene Ontology annotation, cellular component: nucleus; small-subunit processome; 90S preribosome. The transcript is spliced from 5 exons. NCBI's taxonomy places the organism in Eukaryota, Fungi, Basidiomycota, Agaricomycetes, Agaricales, Hydnangiaceae. Gene Ontology annotation, molecular function: protein binding. The record is from RefSeq and is a predicted model, not a curated record.
AUGGUGCAAGACCCUCAUAACGUUCGGGUUUACACUGUCAAUGGCACCGCGGCCGGUUCAUCGUCGUCUUUGCCUGAUUGGCUAACUCGAAAGAGAGCCUCAGCGAAAGGCAAGGGAAAACGGGCGAUACGGGAACACUUUGAAGGGACCAUUGAACUUAUCCAAGGUUUUGAAUUCCCCGAGGCAAGCAACAGAGUGAAAACAACUCGCGAUGGACACCAUGUUAUCGCAACAGGCACUUACAAGCCGCAGAUGAGAGUAUGGGAUCUGGACCAACUCUCGCUCAAGUUUGAACGGCAUUCUGACGCCGAGAACGUCGACUUCGUUAUUCUAUCAGAUGACUGGACCAAGUCCAUCCAUCUCCAAAACGACCGCACCAUUGAACUACAUACACAAGGGGGCUUCCAUUACCGUACGCGGAUACCACGGUUCGGCCGCUCCCUUGCCUAUCACUUUCCCUCCUGCGAUGCCUACUUUUCCGCCUCUGGAAACGAAAUUUACCGGCUCAAUCUUGAACAAGGUUGUUUUCUCAACCCUCUUCAACUAGAAGAUGAAUCUUCGGAUGGCGAAAUAUUAGGCGUCAACACAAUCGACAUCAACCCCGUUCACCAACUGCUUGCCUUUGGCGUUGACGGUAAUGGGACUGUACAGUUUUGGGACCCGCGCUCAAGAACCAGUGUCGGCAUACUGCGGCUACCAAGAAAUCGACUGAUGCCCGUCACUGCAAGUGGAGCAGGCAGCCACAGUUUAAGCGUCACAGCCAUCUCAUCAAGACCAGAUGGGCUUUCGUACGCCGUUGGUACAUCCACCGGACACACAUUACUCUAUGACAUUCGUGCAGCCAAACCUUUUGCGACGAAGGAUCAAGGCUAUGGAUUACCAAUAAAAAAUGUUGCUUGGAUUGAGGGUGGAAGUCGGAUGGCUGGAGAUGGAAUGGUCCUUUCCGCUGACAAGAAGGUCAUCAAAAUCUGGGAUCGUAAUUCUCCUUCAACAAAUUUUGCCUCAAUUACGCCUGCCAACGAUCUAAAUGACGUUCAUCACGUCCCAGGAAGUGGGCUCUUGAUGACAGCAAAUGAAGGCAUACAAAUGGUAACGUACUUCAUCCCUCAGCUAGGGCCUGCGCCUCGCUGGGCCAGUUUUCUGGAGAACAUUACCGAAGAAAUGGAGGACCAGACGACACGCUCUAUCUACGAGGAUUACAAAUUCGUGGAGAGGAAUGAGCUCAAAACGCUCGGUCUGGAUCAUCUGGUCGGCACACCCACCCUCAAGCCGUACAUGCAUGGCUAUUUCAUUUCCCUCAAAUUAUACGACACCGCACGUAUAAUCGCAAAUCCAUUUGCGUACGCCGAACACCGGGAGAAGGUGGUCCGUGACAAGCUGGAUAAGAUGGCUGAAACGCGUAUCCGCUCCAAGAAAGAGGUUGGAGUCAAGGUCAACAAGGCUCUUGCUGAGAAGAUCCUCAAGGAGGAAGAGAGGGCUAAGAAGAAGGAAGAGAGGAAGAAGAAGCGCAAGAUGCAGCCGGCAGUGGACGAUGAGAUGGCGGUGGAUGGAGAAGAGGCUAGUGAUGAAGAAGAGGUGAAGGGAGACGAAGCCGACGGAAAGCCGAGUAUACUUUCCGAUCCACGUUUCUCGAAAGUAUUUGAGGACCCCGAGUUCGCAAUUGAUGAAAACACGAGAGAGUUUGCUCUGCUCAAUCCGUCUGCUGCCUGGCAGAAGCCUGGGAACAGGCGAAAGACGGCUGUGGAAGAAGAAGAAGAAGAGAGCGACAAGGUUUCUUCUGAUGGCCUUGGGGAGAGUGAAAGCGAAAGCGGAGAUGACAGUGAUAGUGACAGCAGCGACGCUGGAGAACUUACGAAGUUCGAUCCUCGUUCAAGGCCUGGGCAAAAGAAUCUCCGUGUUCAGCAAGCUUACGACCGUACCAGGGAGCACAACAGGGUCGCCAACAUUAACAUGGUUCCCAUCCGUGCCACGGGGACAAACUCUGAACGUCUGGGCGAUCGGAACGCCUCCUUUGGUCAACGUCUUGCGCCUUCUUCGUCAUCUAAAGAUUCAAGGCGGCCAAGUAAACCUUCUUUGGGCAAGGACGAUGGUGCCAUGGAAAUCAGCUGGGUACCCUCUGCGUCCAGUGCCAAGGAUGACGAUGGCAGUAGGCAAGGGGGAGGCAAAAAGCAGGAGAGGAGAAAGGGCGUGGAGGUGUUUGGGGCGGGAAUGGAGAAGGGUGGGGAGGAGGUUUCGGAGUCGGGGAGGAAGGGGAGAACACAAAGGAGGAAGGGUGUGCGGAGUGGUAGUAAAAAUGUCUUUCGCAGGAUGUAA